Molecule: messenger RNA, 3225 nt
Organism: Porites evermanni
Lineage: Eukaryota; Metazoa; Cnidaria; Anthozoa; Scleractinia; Poritidae
Source: the annotation of a GenBank genome assembly
AUGUUAUCUGCAGUUGAUAAUCAAAGAACCCGCCGAUCACAACCAGGUAGAGCUAAAUCGGAGAUUACUGUUGAAACAGUCAGAAAAGAGAUAAACAAGACUUUAAAUUCUUUGAUGCGCACGCCACAGGCAUUUUGUUCACCCAAAGAAAAAGUCUGCAUGCAAGGUCCGCCGGGAAUACAAGGACCUAAAGGCUCACGUGGCAGAAGAGGACCGCGGGGAUUCACGGGAAGGAAAGGACCACGAGGUGACACAGGGAGCCCAGGGCUGCACGGAAAACAGGGACCCACUGGACCACCUGGUGAAAAGGGAAAAGAGGGAGAAAGAGGUGCUCCGGGGCCUCGGGGAUUCCCCGGUGCAAAAGGGGAUCCUGGAGAAUCAAUUUUGCUUCCAUCAGUCGUGAUUACUCCUAAUCAUCAAACUGUCAGAGAAAACCAGAACGCAUUGCUCCAGUGUUCUGCAACGGGAAACCCACGACCGUCUGUGACUUGGUAUCGUUCAAAUGGGUCAAGCUUACAGAGUCAUUUCCGUUACCAACCGGAUGGAAAGUUAAUAGGAACUCGCGUGACUCUAUCAGAUGCUGGGAAAUACCUCUGCGUUGGUAGAAAUUUGCUUGGGUCAACGAAUCAGUCGGCUAUGUUGACCGUUGAAGGUAAAUACAUGUGAAAUUUUAAUAUGUAUAUUUCUGUAAGCCAUUUAUUUUCGUCUUUGUUUUGUAAAAGUAUCAUUAGUAAAGUAUCGUGUCCUGCUGCUCGCUAUUAUAGAUAACGUUGAUUCCAACUCUAGUUACAAUUCAAACGGACCCUCACCUUUUAUAACAAAGCGCUCUUAAACUAACCAAAGGACGACCCUACGUUUGGGUUUCUGAACCUCUAAAGACUAAGGCACACGUCGUUCGUUUCCUUAUAAUCUCUCGGACCAAGAGCCGAUUACUGCUCGGACGCAUAAGUAAAUCGAUCAGCAUUCCCCCACCCUCCAUCUAACAAAAUUUUGCAAUAAGGUAUACAAGAAAGAUCUUUUUUAGAGUUUUUGAUGUGGUUCAAAAUGACCCACUAGGUUUCCCAUAACUUUCGAGUAUUGCAAGCUAAUGUAACAAGCAUUGAUAUUUUAUUUUGUUGAUAAGACGUUACAAUUUUCCUAUUUUAGCUCCUCCUCGAAUUCAUCUCGAUCCAGGUCCCACUCAUGUUAAAACAGGGCUAACCGUAAGGCUUCCUAAAUGCUACGUAACGGGAUUUCCUACUCCUAUUGUCACAUGGAGGAGAGUCAAGGGCGUUCUUCCAAGGAACAGAACUGUUUCUAACGAUGGGGCGUUAUCUUUGAUCGCCGCAGAGAAAAAAGAUACAGGACCCUAUGAAUGCACAGCGAGAAACCGUCUGGGGCAAGAGUCUUCUAUAACCUCUGUUUUUGUUUGGUCUCCACCCACAUUCGUUACGAAACCACCAAGCAGGGUUAAUAAAUAUACAGGCGAAGAGUUGACCUUGCGUUGUUCUGCUUCUGAUCGAGCCUCUCUUUCGUGGAAACGUGUCGGUGGAGCCUGGGAAGGGGAACGUAUGAGUGACCGAAAUGGAACAUUGACGAUUUCCUCUCUUAAAAAUUCUGAUUCUGGUUCUUACGUCUGUGAAGCUAAGCUACCACUUUAUAACAUAGAGGCAGCGACUGUCUUGAAAGUAACAGGUCAGUGAGAGAUGUGCCGCAUAAAAAAGUGAUUGUUACCUAUACCCGUAAGUAAGGAAUGUUUGGGUCGGCUGGCAUGUCAUAUCUUUUCACUUAAUCGAGCACGCGGAAAAGUGAUUUUGUAUCUUAUACCCCAAAAUACAUUUCUCACUGCUUGGAGGAUAGUAAUUCCCCCUCCCUACUACAUUGCGUCUACAAACUUAAUCUUUUUACCUUCUUUUUAACUCUACAACUCUAAACCAAUUCUACAGGGCGAUAUUUGACUUGGAAAUAUGCAUAGAGUGAACUUUUUUCCGUGCCUCCUGAAAAUUGACAUUGCUAAAGAAUAGGUAUAUUACCUUAACUUAGGCAGGAGCCGCCAUUACGGUAGUAAACUGCACACUAUUGUCAGUCUCAAAUCGUAACAACUUUACCACAGGGCAGUAGGUAAGCUAAAUUGUGGAGUAUCAAAUUUUCACUUUUAUUGUCUUAGAAACUUGACGACUAGACCUAAAAAUGCAAGAAGUAUAGAAACUAUUCGAUUUUGAGACCACUAACGCAAAAUCAAUGUCAGCCUAACCUGCAUGCAUAGCCAGCGUUCUGCGCUGACAGAGAGCGGAAACGCUUGCUAAGCAGGCUAAAACUUACAAAAGUAAUAAUUAUCAAUUUACAGGUCCUCCCUUGAACUUUACAACAAACGGACGCAAAGGACGGCAGGGAAGUAUUCAGAAGUUCACAGUUCCAAUAACUGCCCGUUAUUUGAUCAAGGCCUGGGGUGCUCGGGGAGGAACACAUUCCACUAAUUAUGGAAGUUAUCCUGGAACCUACUACGGUGGAAAGGGUGCAUUCAAGGAGGGGAUAUUCAGACUGAAUAAAGGAACUGUGCUGAACAUUGUAGUGGGACAAAGAGGAGGAAAUUCAGUAGAGGUUAAAGGAGGACAAUCUACAAGCAGAACGGCUGCUGAACUAGGUCUAUCUGUAGAGGACAAUGCUGGGACAGGAGGUGGGGGAGGAAGUUUUGUUUAUACAUCAAGUAAUGCGCUGUUGUUAGCUGCCGGAGGGGGAGGGGGUGCAUCUGCGGGAUACAACGGGGUAGAUGGUCAGGCAGGUACUAGUGGUACCAGUAGUGUGGGGAAGGACUCGUCUCAUGUUCGAACGGGAGGGACUGGGGGACAACCCGGUCAGUGUAAUUCUAAAGAUGCUAGCCAUCAUGGGGGAGUGGGUGCAGGGUGGUUAAGUCAGGGAUGUGCCAGAAAAGGAUCCCAACACGGCGAGAGAGGUGGAUCUCGUGCUCAGGGCUGGGUGGGAGGGAGAGCCGGUGGAAUGAAUAGUGGUUAUAAUGGAGGGCCACCCCCUGGUGCGGUAGGAGGGUUUGGUGGAGGAGGUAGUGGGUCUGAGGAUAAUGGUGCAUCCGGUGGAGGAGGGGGAUACUCUGGAGGAGGAAGUGGUACGCAUCCAAACCAAGCUGGAGGAGGUGGGGGCUCGUAUUGCAGUGGUUCGAGUUGUUCUGGCGCUACCGGUGGGAACCUAAAGGACGAUGGAUUUGUACAAAUUAUCGCAUUAUCGAACUAA